GCCCCUCCCCUCCAGCAGCGGCGGCGCAACAGGGAGUUCACCCGCUGUCGCUCCCGCAACACGCGCACACAUACUUAAACUGUGCGCUAAGGGUUCAAGAGCGCCAGAGCGCGUCUCGCUGCGCCGAAAGCAGCGUUGACGUGUCGUGUCUCCACUUUGUCCCGUGCCCAAGUGCCGGAGUCGCCGUGGGGUGAUUUCCACUCGCUGGUCGGACAGGUAGGAAGACACGCUCCCGUCCACGUCCGCGCAGAAAGGUUCAACCGCAGAUCCAGUAUCGCUUCCCGCCUCCCACCACUCUCCCACCCUCGCACUCACCCGUGGUGUGACAACAAACCUGCGCUGGCACUGUUUCCGCUGCGGUGACUGAGCCGUACGGCCCACAAUGGAGGAUUAAUCAGCAACAUUGAACAAGGACAGAGUGAAACCAGAACAGGACCAGUCCGCUCACCAUGAAGACGGAGGGCUCUAAUGAUCAGAGUCCGGAUGAAGCCGGCGCCCUGCUCUUCACGUCCCGCCAUAGUCGUGACGCCAUCAGGAAGACGGUCAGGCUGUCGUCCCCUCCUGGACUCACUUUGGUGGGAUUCCUGUUGCUUGCCACGCUGCCUUUUGGAGCCAGCAUCAAGCAGAGUCUCCCCAGGGUCAAGCUCAGCCACAGAGAACUGCUUCAGGCCGGCAGCGUCUCUCUGUUCUCGGGGACCUCCCGUGGCCUCCACUCCCACUCGCUGCUGCUGGAUGAGGAGAGGGGCCGUCUUCUGCUGGGGGCCAGGGAUCACGUCUACCUGCUCGAUCCCGACGACGUGGCCAGAGCUCCUAGGAAGAUUCACUGGGCCGCCUCCCAGGACAGAGUUGAAAUGUGCAAACUGGCGGGCAAAAAUGCAAAUUUGGAGUGCGCUAACUUCGUCCGGCUCCUGCACACCUACAACCGGACGCACGUCUACGCCUGCGGGACGGGAGCCUUCCAUCCCAGCUGCGCCUUCAUUGAAGUCGGCGGGCGGCGCGAGGACGGCGCCUUCCAGCUCCUCCCCGGCACAGUGGAGUCUGGCAGGUUGAAAUGCCCUUUUGAUCCGCUGCAGCCGUUCACGUCCGUCCUCGCAGAUCAGUAUCUCUACGCGGGAACGUCUUCGGACUUCCUGGGAAAAGACACGACGUUCACGCGCUCCCUCGGCCCUCCGCCCGACCAGCACUACAUACGCACGGACGUUUCUGAGGACUACUGGAUCAACGAGGCCAGGUUUAUAUCUGCUCAUCCCAUCGCAGACACCUACAACCCGGACGACGACAAGAUAUACUUUUUCUUCCGCGAAGUGUCUUGGGAAGGCAACGACAAGAGCAUCCUGUCCCGAGUGGCGCGCGUGUGCAAGAAUGACGUGGGUGGGCUGAGAAGCCUGACCAAUAAAUGGACCACCUUCCUCAAAGCCCGGCUUGUGUGUUCUAUCCCCGGCCCAGAUGGAGUGGACACGCACUUUGAUGAGCUCCAGGACAUCUUUCUUCUUCCCACCAGAGACGGCAAAAACCCCGUGGUUUAUGCUGUGUUCACUACCUCCAGCUCCAUUUUCCGUGGAUCAGCAGUAUGUGUGUACAGCAUGGCCGACAUAAGGGCUGCGUUUAACGGACCCUAUGCCCACAAGGAGGGGCCCGACCACAGAUGGGUGGAAUAUGAGGGGAGGAUACCGUAUCCACGGCCUGGAACGUGUCCCAGCAAGACCUACGAUCCCCGAUUUAAGACCACCAAAGACUUCCCAGACGAGGUUGUCAGUUUCAUUCGAUUCCACCCCCUCAUGCAUCGCGCCGUCCGCCCGCUGACCGGCCGGCCAGUGUUCACGCGCGUCAGAGUGGACUACACCCUCACCCAGAUUGUGGUGGACAGAGUUUUAGCAGAGGAUGGACAGUAUGAGGUCAUGUUCCUGGGAACAGAUGCUGGUUCCGUUCUCAAAGUGGUGAGCAUCACGCAGGAGAACUGGUCAACAGAGGAGGUCGUGCUUGAAGAACUUCAAGUUUUCCAGGUUCCCGCUCCCAUUGUCAGCCUGGAGAUCUCUUCUAAACAGCAGCAGCUCUACGUGGGCUCGAGUGAAGGCCUGGCCCAGGUUCCCCUCAGCAGAUGUCACCUGUACGGACAAGCCUGCGCUGAAUGCUGCCUGGCACGGGACCCCUACUGCGCCUGGGAUGGACACACGUGCUCGCGAUACGUCCCCGCGUCCAAGAGGCGAGCCAGGAGACAGGAUAUUAAACACGGAGACCCUGCUAGUCAGUGCUGGGACACAGGAGACGGUCUUGGCGGGGGACAGGUGGAGGAGAGGGUCCUCUUCGGGGUGCAGAACAACUCAACAUUCCUAGAGUGUAUCCCCAAAUCCCAGCAGGCCCAGAUCCAGUGGUACAUACAGAGAACUGGACCCGAACGCAGGGAGGAGGUCAGGCUGGACGAUCGCAUCGUCCACACCGGCCGAGGCCUCCUGAUCCGCUCCCUCCACGCGUCCGACGCCGGCGUGUACGUGUGCGUGGCUAACGAGCACACGCACUUCACCCGCGCCCUGCUCCGCGUUACCCUUCAGCUCGUCACACACGGCCAGUUAGAGGCCAAAGCCAAGCUCGCCGAGGACCCGGCGCCAGACCUCCGGCACAGCGCCGAGUCCCGGCAGCGCUACAAAGACUACCUGAGGGUGAUGAGCUCGCCGUUCGCUUCCCUGGAGGAGUACUGUGACUCGCUGUGGCUGGAGAAAAAGCCGACGAAGGCGCGAGGGCGGGUGGGGAAGUGGAAACACAUUCAGGAGUUGAAGAAGAGCAGGAACAGGAGACACCCCAGAGAUAACGUGGAGGAGAGCGACAGGAGACGGGUGGGGAGGACGGCAGAGCAGUGAGGAAACAAACACAAGACUGUGCAAUUGCAAUGACAGAUCAUGAGCGAGACGUAGCAUAAAAGCAAGUAGUGGUUGUUUCAGCGAGAAGUGUCACCAACAGUAUAUUAAAAAGGAAUGGAAUCCAAAAUUAAAAAUGUUUGGUCAUAAGUGAAAAAAGCUUCAUUAUGGACAAUGCAGGUGAACUGUAGAUCAGCUGAGCAGGAGGAUGGUUUCCAAUUUAUAGCCUUUAAACACACGCACAAGCCUUUAUGCAAAUCAACUGGCCAUUUAGGGAAAUGCACAGGAACUGACGCGAUUCAGACUUUCAAAAUCGAGGACCAGGACAAUUCAUGUACAGUGACUGUAAAUAUAACGUGUACAGGAGAUAUUCAGCAGUUUGCUUUCAUUCAAAUCUGUGUAACAGUAAGUAUAGUCAUGUAUUAUUAAGUGUGGGGUGGAAAAACAACAUAUUUUUGUACAGGAGUUUCAUAUAUUUAGUAGGUUAAAACCAAGGUUUGCUUUUUUUUCAUGUAUUUAAAUAAAGUUGAGCUGAAUGCUG
This is a messenger RNA of Betta splendens (Siamese fighting fish), 3393 nucleotides long. It is a transcript of the gene sema3d, whose product is annotated as sema domain, immunoglobulin domain (Ig), short basic domain, secreted, (semaphorin) 3D. The record is from RefSeq and is a predicted model, not a curated record. Lineage: Eukaryota; Metazoa; Chordata; Actinopteri; Anabantiformes; Osphronemidae. Gene Ontology annotation, molecular function: chemorepellent activity; semaphorin receptor binding. Gene Ontology annotation, biological process: axon guidance; negative regulation of axon extension involved in axon guidance; positive regulation of cell migration. The coding region runs from base 450 to 2855 and encodes 801 amino acids. The transcript is spliced from 19 exons.